AUGGGGACAGCCCGCAAGAUUGCAUUGGGUGAGCUCAAAAAGCCUCCUUUAGAAGAAGCACAGUUGGAGAUCUUUUGCACCAAGCAGACCGAGUUCAGGAGGGCCGGCCACUGGUACCGCUGCCCUAAUGGCCACUCAUAUGUGAUUGCCAAUAGCAGGAAGGCCAUGCAAGAGUUGACUUGUCCCGACUGUGGUACGCGCAUCAGUGGCUAG
Gamsiella multidivaricata is the source of this 213-nucleotide messenger RNA. RefSeq lists its product as uncharacterized. Lineage: Eukaryota; Fungi; Mortierellomycota; Mortierellomycetes; Mortierellales; Mortierellaceae. Bases 1 to 213 code for a protein of 70 amino acids. The record is from RefSeq and is a predicted model, not a curated record. The transcript has a single exon.